GAAACGGACGCCAGCGCUGCGCCGCGCCUGGCCGCAGGCUCAGGAGCCUGGUGAUCUCAGCCUCUCCAAGCCCCACAGGCCGGGAUCGGACGCCACUCGCUCGCCGGAGCCCUUCGUCCCAACUCUUGUGAAAGUUCUCCACCCGGGCGGCAGAAUCUGCCGCCGUCAGCCGCUCCCCCGCGCGCCGGACCUGAUCUUGAACUCCGCGGCGCGCGUCCCGGGUCCACCUUGCGCCGCCCCGUGCGCAGGCGAGGAGCAGCUGCCGGGAAACCCUAUGAACUCUCGAGAAAGGGCGUGACGAAGGGUCCUGCGGGUCGCGGUCCCGAAAGCCCGGAUCUCCUUCGGUGGAGCUUGAGGGCAACAACGCAGAGGAGCGCUGGAGGAUGAGUGUGCGGCCUCUGGGAAUCUCCACACGGUAAUGCCAGCAUGAUGUUUGACACUCUCGGGAAGAGGUGCUGCCCUUGGAGACUGAAGCCAAGCGCCCUGCUGUUCCUGUUUGUUUUAUGUGUUACCUGUGUUCCUCUCUCAGUGUGCGGAUGUGGCAGCUGCAGACUUGUCCUGUCCAAUCCUUCGGGUACCUUUACUUCUCCGUGUUACCCUAAUGACUACCCUAAUACCCAGUCUUGUUCGUGGACCCUCCGAGCUCCUGCUGGCUACAUCAUUCAGAUAACGUUCAAUGACUUCGACAUUGAAGAAGCUCCCAACUGUAUCUAUGACUCAUUGUCCCUCGAUAAUGGAGAAAGCCAGACAAAAUUCUGUGGAGCGACUGCCAAGGGCCUGUCAUUUAACUCCAGCGUGAAUGAGAUGCAUGUGUCUUUUUCAAGUGACUUUAGUAUCCAGAAGAAAGGUUUCAACGCCAGCUACAUCAGAGUUGCUGUGUCCUUGAGGAAUCAAAAGGUCAUUUUGCCCCAGACAUUAGAUGCUUACCAGGUAUCAGUUGCAAAAAGCAUCUCCAUUCCAGAACUCAAAGCUUUCACACUCUGUUUUGAAGCCUCCAAAGUUGGCAAUGAAGAUGAUGACUGGACAGCUUUCUCCUACUCAGACGAGUCCCUUACACAGUCGCUCAGUCUUGAAAAGGCCAGCAAUGGCUACUUCCUGUCCAUUUCUGGCUCAAGAUGCUUGUUGAACAGUGCAUUACCUGUGAAAGAAAAAGAGGACAUCUUCACAGAAAAUUUGGAGCAGCUCUGUCUUGUGUGGAAUAAUUCUUGGGGCUCCAUUGGUAUAAAUUUCAAAAAGAACUAUGAAACAGUUCCAUGUGAUUCCACCAUCAGUGCUGUCGUGCCCGGGGAUGGGACAUUGCUGUUGGGCUCCGACAGAGAAGAGAUCGCCUCUCUAAAGGGCAGCAUCUAUAACUUUCGACUUUGGAAUUUUACCAUGGAUCUGAAAUCCCUCUCCAACCUCAGCUGUAGUGUGUCUGGGAAUGUCAUAGACUGGCACAAUGACUUUUGGAGCAUCUCAACCCAAGCUCUGAAAGCUGAGAGCAACCUGAGCUGUGGUUCCUACCUGAUCCAGCUUCCUGCAGCAGAGCUGACAAACUGUUCAGAACUUGGGACUCUCUGUCAAGACGGAAUAAAGUAUCGAAUAUCUGUUGUGAUUCACAAUGACUUUAAUCACCCUGAAGUAAAAGUGCAGACCAAAGUAGCAGAAUGGCUCAAUUCAACCUUUCAGAAUUGGAACUACACUGUUUAUGUGGUUAAUAUAAGUUUUCACCAAAAAGUAGGAGAGGACAGGAUGAAAGUCAAGAGAGACAUCAUGGACGAUGACAAAAGGUUGGUGCUCUGGGCUCUUCUAGUCUACAAUGCUACCAAUAACGUCAGCCUGAAUGAAGAGAAGAUUAAACAAAAGCUUAUGACAAACAAUGCAUCACUAGAGGAUGGACUGAGGCUGUGUGAAGUCGACGUGAACCAGCUGGGUAUGUGUAGCGCCUUGGAGGAUCCAGACGGCUUUAGUUGGCCAGCCACCUUACCCUCUGUCUACAAACAACCAUGUCCAAACAAGCCUGGCUUUUUUAUGACUCGAGCGUGCCUUUCUAAUGGAACAUCAACCUUCUGGGGCCCUGUCGACACUUCCAACUGUUCAAGACAACCAAAUAAAGUGGCCAAUGAGAUUUUAAACCUAACUGGUGAUGGGCAGAACCUCACCUCGGCUAAUAUCAGCAGCAUUGUAGAACAGGUCAAACGGAUUGUGAACAAAGAAGAAAACAUUGACAUCACCCUCGGCUCCACUCUAAUGAAUAUAUUUUCUAAUAUCUUAAGCAGUUCAGAUAGCGAUUUGCUUGAGUCUUCUACUGAAGCGUUAAAAACAAUUGACGAGCUAGCCUUCAAAAUAGACCUGAAUAGCACCCCACAUGUGAACAUUGAGACACAGAAUUUGGCCCUUGGAGUCUCAUCCUUAAUUCCAGGAACAAAUGCACCUUCAAAUUUUAGCAUUGGCCUUCCAAGCAAUAAUGAAUCGUAUUUCCAGAUGGACUUCGAGAAUGGACAGGCAGAUCCACUGGCAUCUGUGAUUUUGCCUCCAAAUUUGCUUGAGAAUUUAAGUCCCGAAGAUUCUGUAUUGGUCAGGAGAGCACAGUUCACUUUCUUCAACAAAACCGGCCUUUUCCAGGAUGUUGGAUCUCAAAGAAAAGUCCUCGUGAGUUAUGUGAUGGCGUGCAGCAUUGGAAACAUUACUAUCCAGAAUCUGAAAGAUCCGGUUCAAAUCAAAAUCAAACACACCAGAACACAGGAAGUGCAUCAUCCUAUCUGUGCCUUCUGGGAUAUGAACAAAAACAAAAGUUUCGGCGGGUGGAACACCUCAGGAUGUGUUGCCCACUCUGAUUUGGAUGCUGGUGAGACCAUCUGUCUGUGCAGCCACUUCACUCACUUUGGAGUUCUGAUGGAUCUUCCAAGGAGUGCCUCACAAAUAGAUGGAAGAAACACAAAAGUCCUCACGUUCAUUACCUAUAUUGGGUGCGGAAUAUCUGCCAUUUUCUCAGCUGCAACUCUCCUGACAUACGUUGCUUUUGAGAAGCUGCGCAGGGAUUAUCCCUCCCGAAUCCUGAUGAACCUGAGUUCAGCCCUGCUCUUCCUGAAUCUCAUCUUCCUCCUGGAUGGCUGGAUCACUUCCUUUGGUGUGGCUGGACUCUGCACGGCUGUGGCUGCUCUGUUGCAUUUCUUCCUCCUGGCUACCUUCACCUGGAUGGGGCUGGAAGCCAUCCACAUGUACAUUGCUCUUGUGAAAGUGUUUAACACUUACAUCCACCGGUAUAUUCUAAAAUUCUGCAUCAUAGGCUGGGGUCUGCCAGCCUUGGUGGUGUCAAUUAUUCUAGUGAGCAGAAGACAAAGUGAAGUGUAUGGAAAAGAAAGUUAUGGGAAAGAUCAGGAUGAUGAAUUCUGCUGGAUUCAGGAUCCUGUGGUGUUUUAUGUAAGCUGUGCCGGAUACUUCGGAAUCAUGUUCUUCCUGAAUGUCGCCAUGUUCAUUGUGGUCAUGGUGCAGAUCUGUGGGAGGAAUGGAAAGAGAAGCAACCGGACCCUGAGAGAAGAGGUUUUAAGAAACCUGCGCAGUGUGGUCAGCCUGACCUUCCUGCUGGGCAUGACGUGGGGGUUUGCUUUCUUUGCCUGGGGACCCUUAAAUAUUCCUUUCAUGUACCUCUUCUCCAUCUUCAACUCAUUACAAGGUUUAUUUAUAUUCAUCUUCCACUGUGCAAUGAAGGAGAAUGUUCAGAAACAGUGGAGGCGUCAUCUCUGCUGCGGCAGGUUUCGGCUAGCAGACAACUCAGAUUGGAGUAAGACAGCUACCAAUAUCAUCAAGAAGAGCUCCGAUAACCUGGGGAAAUCUUUGUCUUCAAGCUCCAUUGGCUCCAAUUCAACAUAUCUCACAUCCAAAUCAAAGUCCAGCUCCACUACCUAUUUCAAAAGAAACAGCCACUCGGAUAAUUUCUCCUAAGAGAAUUCCUUCAACAAAAGUGGAUCACUCAGACAGCACUUCCACGGACAAGUCCCUGUCAAAACUGACCCAUGCUGGUGGAGAACAGACAUCAAUCAUUCCCGUCCAUCAGGUUAUUGAUAAGGUCAAGGGUUACUGUAAUGCCCAUUCCGAUAACUUCUAUAAAAAUAUCAUCCUGUCAGAUGCCUUCAGCCACAGCACAAAGUUUUAAUGUCAUUGAGAGGGGAAACAAAGGGAAAAGAAAGCCUGUCUGGAGAAGUGAGAUGCCCAACAAGCACUGAAAGCUACACCGGUGGAAUGUCAGUGUGCUGCUCUGUAGGGAACUGCAGAGCUUAGAGGACUGACUGCAUCUUGUUAGGGAAGCAUCUUUGAGAUGCAGAAUUCAUCUGUUUUGGAAUACUUCCAUGGUGGCACUCAGUCAUCACACUUCAAGAACUGAGAACACUCUGAGCCCGGCAAGGAUACAGGACUUCUUAGAAUGUAAUUGAAUCAAACUCAUCAGAAUUGGGGGAAAGGCAUUAAAAUUAUAGGCCUUGAGAGGAGAACCCCAAGAAGAAAUUUGAGUUUAGCUCUCAUAUACCACACCUCAUAGUUAGGCUUGGCAGUGGCCUGACUCUUGUAAAGACAAUGUAGAAAACACACUAAUUACUGUUUGUAGUGUCUUUGGAUGCUCACGGGUUCUGUUCCAGUGCUAUUUUCUAUGAAUAUAGCAGCAUAGUUUCCUUUUUCAGUGAAAUUUCAACCAUAAGUAGAAAAGAAUGUUUAGUAUUUGACCCACAUAUUAAACAUGCUUUUUUUUCUCUAUUAUGGCAAAUAUUGAAUGUUCAUGAACAUAACUUGCUAAACAAGUAUUCCAAAAAUUCGAUCUAGUCAAUACGUUGUGUGAAUUUCUAGUAUCUCAAGACAUGCAGCCUAAGCAUCUCCAUUAUCCCGUGCACAUAAAUCAAUCCAGUUGAAUAUGGACAUUAUGUUCAAGUGGGCCUCCUGGAACUUAAGAACAAGCACCUCUCCUGUCCCCUUCCAUGUGCACAUAGGUCCAUAGGCUUGUUAGAGGGAUGAGAAUUCCCAUUAAGCACCCCAUUCAAUGGCCUCUCACUGUUUAAAGAACACACUUUUGAGAUUAUGUGGUCCUAUCCUUGUUUUAAUGAUUUUUAAAAAACAAAAAAAGACAUUCCAAAUCACAUAAACUUCAGAGGCCUCUGGCUCCCUCUAGUGACAAGUUUGUUCCAAGGAACAUACACUGAAACAUACAGCUGUCUAGGUUAAUGAAAGUCAUUUAUAAAUGUGUAGGUCUACAACUGCUAGUCUAAAAACUGUUUGCACCGAACCCUCUGAUCAGAGUGGAUGCGACCCUAGGAGGGCUGGCAGGAUUUGCUACUCUAGUGGAACAUGCAUGGAUCAGACUGUGGCAUACAAGUCGUGCAGAACGUGAAGCAGCUUACCUAAGUCUUAAACUAUCCUAAGCAAUGUGUGCUUGCCUGUUAGUGAGGGUCUAGGUUGAGCCCAAGUGGUGGAGUCCUAUUCAUGGGCCUCAGUGCAUGCUGGCUUUAGCCCCGUGCUCAGCGUUCUCUGGGAAGUUUCAGGUUUCCAAGAUAGCGCAGUGACGACAGAGGGAGAUUUUAGCAGAGCCAGCCUGCUAGAAGGCAGGAGCAGCCAGAAUGGAACAUCUGUGCAGAAAGUAGGCCAUUCUCAGCUAGGAUGUAGAAGAACUUGCAGGCUUUGAAACAGCCAACAGGUCCCCUUAGCUCUCUGAGUGUCAGUCACAAAGCUAUACACCAGGCUGCAAAGGAUGUCAAUAGCAUGUGGCAAUGGGGGUAGUUAUUGCCAUUCAUUCUUUAGCAACCUGGACUGCCAUCUUGGCAGACCUGAACCUUUGCUAGGCUGGGCCUGAUUUUCACAAAGGAAGAGGCCAUGUAGGAGAAAGGGAUAGUGAUUUAGUCUUAAGGUGACUAAGAUUCAACUCAGCAGAGCCAAUCUUUUUGGGGGGAUGGGAGGGGGACUUAUAUUAGCAGGCUGCUCAUUGUACCACAGGAUACAUAUAGGUAGAAUAUAAUCUCAAUAGACGCUGACUAUUGAUAUACACCCCCCAAACUUAAGGUGUUCAUGGUAGAUUUUAAUUAGCUGUGAGAUUUCUGCACAAAGUGAAUAUUUAGCUAAUAGAAAUUAUGAUUUUGUUUCAAAUGUGGCAUUUUUUGUUUUAUUUUUCUUACCAGCAUUCAGAUCUAAGAAAGAUCUUUUUUUAUUUUUUCAUAUUUGGCAAUGAUGUCAGCUCCAUUUUAAAAAUCUCCAAUAACCAGGUAAGAAAAGAAAGAAAAAAAAAUGAAGAAACAACAGGCCAGACAUAUUUGCAAGUGGAUUUAAACGACUGGUCCAAAUUUUGCCUUCAGUUACAAGUCUGUGGCUCUCAUUUGCCUCCUCAGAAGAGUGGUACAGGGCUCCAUGGGAGACCCAGAGUUCAGGCUACACACAGCUGUAAAACAGCCCCAAUCCAGACUCUGGCUAUUUGCUUCCCACCCUCUCCUUUCACUGUGAUGUGUUCCAGGUUUAGCCUAGGGUCCAUUCUUGUCACUGUUUCUUACUGUGUAGAGUGCCUUUGGCAAUGUCUCUUCUGUACAUAUUUAUUUAUUUGUGUUCACGUCAGUUUGUUUAUAUCUUAGCUUUCUUUCACCCAGCUUUGUUGUUUUAAUUAACCGCCCAUUAGAGAGACUGUACUUUUUUCUAGAAAAAAAAAUUGUGAAACAGUUUUCUGUACUGAUAUUGUUGACUAUGACAGGUAAAGCAACUGUGAGGGCGAACUAGAAUUAGUAGUGAGAAACUGCUAAAGCUGAUUUGCCAUUUUACUGAAAUGGAAAAUGAUUUUUUUCAAAUAAAUACUUAUAUUGUU
Molecule: messenger RNA, 6808 nt
Organism: Mus caroli (Ryukyu mouse)
Lineage: Eukaryota; Metazoa; Chordata; Mammalia; Rodentia; Muridae
Source: RefSeq, a predicted model, not a curated record